AUGUGGCUUUCAGAAUCUCAAAAGUUUGGCGUAGCGUUCACUUUUGGUGGAUGCUUGUUUUUCGCUUUUGGCGUGGUGACAUUCUUUGAUCGUGCAUUGCUCGCCCUAGGGAACAUUUUGUUUUUGAUUGGCCUUCUGUUAAUCAUAGGCUCUCAAAAGACUUAUACGUUCUUUUCGAGGCCGAAUAAGAGACGGGGGUCCUUUUUCUUUGUGCUCGGUAUCCUCAUGAUAUUGAUGAAAUGGACUUUCUUAGGGUUUUUAAUUGAGUGUCUGGGUAUUGUGGGGCUGUUUGGUGACUUCUUUGCUGUGAUAGUACAAUUCCUAAGAUCGCUACCUAUCAUUGGACCUGUCCUUUCUCACCCUGCAAUAGCGCCAUGGGUCGAUAAAAUUGCGGGUGUUCGUGUGUUGCCCGUGUAG
This is a messenger RNA of Lachancea dasiensis, 417 nucleotides long. The record is from the annotation of a GenBank genome assembly. Lineage: Eukaryota; Fungi; Ascomycota; Saccharomycetes; Saccharomycetales; Saccharomycetaceae.